CCGAACACUCGUGUCGUGGUUCGUGAGUGUGCUUUCUGUCGCCCAAACCACCGCCAGCAACGACACCAGCCAUGGAGGUGUCCCGUCCCGUUGUCCCCCCCUGUGACCCGGAUCCGAGCUCCGUCUGACCUUUUUUGUGUCCAAGACGCUCGAGCGUCUCGUCCGGUAGAGUCCAUGUAUGUGCGUGGCCGAGGCCAGCGUUUUGAGAAGAAUCUGAUAUCAACGUUACUUGCAGGCUCUUUGUUCUUGAUUGCCUUUUCGGUGUGGGUGAUGUUGAUUUGCUGAGUGGUCAUUCCCUACUGACCUACGGACCUAAUCAUCAUCCAUGCUUCUUGUUCGAUGGAGUGACAACUUUUGCCAACACACACCUCCACCUUCUUUACUCACAAACCGUUGCAUUGCCCACAUGCCCACUUCACCUUCUCUCUUCGGUGAUGCAGUAUUUAAAUCGCAAUCCUCAACAAGCCAAAUAUACCACCACUCCAUUUUUUCCAUAUGACCAGCGUCGUUUAUCAAGUCGAGGAACAAGAGCUUGUUGUGUUUGAUUAUUUCGAAUAUCCUGAUACCAAAUAAACGACGCCAGCCGACGGCACCGCAACGGGACAUGACCGAGCCAGGCAACGACCAGCCGGUCGACCCCACGGUGUGGUAAUGUGAUAUUGCCGUCCUUUACACCACAUGGAACCCAAGGAAACGGCACACGAUGCCUCCACAUGCACACCCCAACUUGGACGUAACGUAUGAAGAAAAAAAACCCGCGCGUGCUAACACCACCACCACAUAUCCAUCACACCGCCCGGUGCGAAACCCACCACGCACUCACGCACCCUCCCCCAAGGCUCCUAGUUGGCGGCGUCGGCCGCCCCCCUCGCAGCCACGAUCGCCUCCUGCACAUGUCCCGCCAGCGUAACCGGCGGGAACAGGCCGACGUGGCCUACAAGCAGGCCCGCAACGCCGUCAAGGCGGAGAGCAAGGCCGCCCUCGACCGCGAAUGGGGCAAGAAGCCCGAUAAUAUGCUUGCGUGGUACGACAAGCACCAGAAGCAGCAGCAACAGCAGCAACAGCAGCAGCAGCAGCAGCAGCGCCAAGAGGGCACCUCGCCCGCUGCCGCCCCCACGACGGAACAAGCCGGCCAAGAAGCCGGCGGCGGCGGCGACGGUGACGACAGGACAGACGCCAUAAUCGCCGCCGCAGUCGCCGCAGCCGUCGAGGCCGCCCUGGCCGCCGUGGAAGCCAGGGAGGCAUCUGCAUCUGCAUCUGCUGCUGCCGCUGCUGGACGUGGCCAGCUUGGCGGCUCCGCGCCCGCGCCCGCGCCCGACGACCACGAUCAGGCGGCGGCGGCGGCGGCGGACCCUUCCGGGACCACCACCACUGCUGCUGUCCCGUCCCCCGAGACCGCAGCGACAGGCGCGGCUACCACCACCCCCGGCGGCUGCUCCACGACAGGAACCCCCGCCGCCGCAACGGCCGGUCCACAGACUGCGCCGGCACCAUCGCCGCCGCCGCCGCCGCCUCCCGCCUCCCAUCUAGCGUCCCCAUCGGUUCCAGACGGGGCCGGGGCGGGCGCUUCUCCUCGGCCUUCGGCCGCCGGGGUGACCGUUGCUGACGGUGGCACUAAGCCUACAGCUGCGGUCAACGAUGACCAUGUUACUCUUUCCGAUACUGCUCCGCCCGAGGGCGACAAGGGAGAUGACAUCCAGAGCAAAACCAGCCCGGAAACUCCUUAGUUUUCAGGUGCCAGCUGAGACCAGACACCAGGGAAACCAGGCCAAGAGUAUUUGGAGAUGGCGUCAAGCGAGACAAUACAGCGGGCAUCCAGGAACACACAAGCAUGCACUAACGGACGACAAGCAGUAUGCAGGCGACAAUGGCGAGUUCAUAAGAACAAUAAUGCGUGAACCUUUUUCAAUCCCAGACUAAAACAACUAAGUUGACAAACAAACAAACCCAAUCCCAGAAAUGACUUGCCAUGCGUGCGUAAACCAAAC
Gaeumannomyces tritici R3-111a-1 is the source of this 1988-nucleotide messenger RNA. RefSeq lists its product as hypothetical. The record is from RefSeq and is a predicted model, not a curated record. The coding region runs from base 741 to 1727 and encodes 328 amino acids. NCBI's taxonomy places the organism in Eukaryota, Fungi, Ascomycota, Sordariomycetes, Magnaporthales, Magnaporthaceae. The transcript has a single exon.